Messenger RNA from Adelges cooleyi (spruce gall adelgid), 2228 nucleotides. RefSeq names its product transcriptional repressor scratch 1. Gene Ontology annotation, molecular function: DNA-binding transcription factor activity, RNA polymerase II-specific; RNA polymerase II cis-regulatory region sequence-specific DNA binding. NCBI's taxonomy places the organism in Eukaryota, Metazoa, Arthropoda, Insecta, Hemiptera, Adelgidae. The record is from RefSeq and is a predicted model, not a curated record. Bases 389 to 1888 code for a protein of 499 amino acids. Gene Ontology annotation, biological process: regulation of DNA-templated transcription. The transcript is spliced from 2 exons.
CCGAACACUCGGUCUGGUCGCUUCGGUGCUCCUCUUCGCGCUAUCUCUCUUCUCUCUUUCUCUCUCUCUUAACUCUUUUUUCGUAUAUUUUUUUUCCCUCACUCUCCUCCGUUCUCUUAUCUCUCUGUUCUCGGUUGUUUAAAAAAAAAAUUAAUUUUUUGAAAAACUUAUAUUUUUUUUCACCCCCAUCGCCCGCGUUUUGUGUGCCGCCGCGGUUUUCUAAGACUGUUUUUUUUUUUUUUUGUCGUUCUUAAAUACUCGCUGUCGGGCCCUUCCUCGUCGCCCCCUUGACGACACGCCGUGAAUACUCGACACGUGAAUUUUUAUUUAUAAUUAAAUAAGUUUAUUUUAAUCUACUCGACCGGUGCCAAUCGGAUGACGGUUGGCCAUGCCCCGGUGCCUGAUGCCGAAGAAGUGGAAGACCGCUGUGGCCAACGAGUGCUCGUGGGUGUACGACGGGCGGCCGGUGUCGCCGACGAGUAACGGCGGCGCGCAACGAUGGGAACCGCCGGUGACCGUGAUCUUGCAACAUCACCAUCAGCCGCAGCCGCAGCCGCCGACGCCGCAUCACCAUCAAGCGUGGGCACCGUCGAGCCCGCCGGCCGGAGCCACCGCGCCGAGUCCGCCGCCUUGUUGCACCGGCACAGCUUUCCAUUACCUGACAGAGUAUGCGGGAAGCGUUAAAGCGGAAUACACGACAUUGACCGACACGCAGACACCGUCUUCGGCGGCCGCCUCCCAAGACUCGUCGGCCGGUCCGUCGCCGCCGCCGCCGUCUGCAGCCUCGCUGUUGUCCGUUUUCCAGUACCAGAGGCCGCGCACCUACACCAGUACGGGUGUGGCGUUGUCGCUGCCACCGAAGAAGAAGGACAUUUACCGGCCGUAUUCGCUGGACGACUACAAACCCAAAUGGCCCAGGCCGGAAGAGGACAUAAACGCGGCCCACGCGAUACUCGACCUGAGCGCGUCCACCCCGGCGGCCGCCGCCGCCCAACACCACCGCAGUAUUCCGGCGGUCGCGCCGCCGCCGCCGCCACCGGCACCGUCGCAACAACAACCGAGCAACCUCAAGGUCGAACAACUGAGCGACCUGAAGGCUGAACAGCUGAGCAACCUGAAGGCUGAACAACUCGAGCAGCCGGCCCAACAACAGCAAUGGACGGCCGCCGCACAACCGGCGUCCAACCGCGGGCCCACCGUAAAGACGGUGGCGUACACGUACGAGGCGUUCUUCGUUAGCGACGGCCGGUCCAAGCGCAAGUCUUCCGCGUCCGGCGACGAGUGCGCGGAGAUGAAGCCCAGCGCGGCCGAGCUCAAAGCCGCCAAGUACACGUGUUCCGACUGCGGCAAGCGGUACGCCACGUCGUCCAACCUGUCCCGGCACAGGCAGACGCACCGCAGCCUGGACUCUCAGUCGGCCAAGAGGUGCAACGUGUGCGGCAAGCCGUACGUCAGCAUGCCCGCGCUGGCCAUGCACCAGCUGACGCACAAGCUGACGCACGCGUGCGACAUUUGCGGCAAGAUGUUCAGCCGGCCGUGGCUGCUGCAGGGCCACCUGCGGUCGCACACCGGCGAAAAACCGUACGGGUGCGCGCACUGCGGCAAAGCGUUCGCCGACCGGUCCAACUUGCGCGCGCACAUGCAGACCCAUUCGGGCGACAAGAACUACGCGUGUCCGCGGUGCUUCAAGACGUUCGCCCUCAAAUCGUACCUCAACAAGCACCUGGAGUCGACGUGCCUGCCGGCGGUGUCCACGGACGCGUCGUCCACGGUCGCGCAACCACAGCCUGUGGCCGUUCAACAGCCUCACCAUCUCCACCACGCCGCCGCCCCGUCCGAAAUCACCAGUCUCAACCUCCUGCGCCCCACCGUAUUACACACAGUUUAAAUACUCAACGCAAACAUAUCCUCCACGUUCCUCCGCGUCUCAACACACAAUUGUCAACAAAAAACAAUACUUGGAUUUUGGAUUUGUUUUUUUUUUAAUAACUAUUCUGGUCGAUUAAAAUAUAGUCAAUUUUGCAACUAAGUCUUCAACGGAGGUAAAAAAAAAUCUAGUUCAUUAAUUUUAAAUUAUAUACCAUUUUUUGUCGUUAGGUCGAAUAAUAAUAACUUUUGAUUGUACACAAAAAAAAAAACCACACACCAACCGGACGCUAGUCACGAUUUCUAGUCAAUUGCAGGUCAACAGAAAGAAAGAAAAUGUUCCAUAUAUAUAUAUAUAUAUA